Molecule: messenger RNA, 4844 nt
Organism: Mercurialis annua (annual mercury)
Lineage: Eukaryota; Viridiplantae; Streptophyta; Magnoliopsida; Malpighiales; Euphorbiaceae
Product: DNA topoisomerase 2
Exons: 19
Coding region: 156-4610 (1484 amino acids)
Biological process (GO): DNA topological change; sister chromatid segregation; resolution of meiotic recombination intermediates
Cellular component (GO): nucleus
Molecular function (GO): DNA topoisomerase type II (double strand cut, ATP-hydrolyzing) activity; ATP binding; DNA binding
Source: RefSeq, a predicted model, not a curated record
CCCUGUUUGGCAACAAUUUAUUCAUCUAUAUACCCUCAUCUCCCCACUCAGACGCUCGCUUACUCACUUCACCAGACACCAUCUCUGUGUCUCCCUAACUUUCUCUCUCUAACAUUCACCAAACCCUAACUUUCUCUCUCUAGAAACCAACCGAAAUGGAACCACCGACCACGGCGGCGCCGCUAACAACAAGCAACAACGCCAACAAGAAAACGAUCGAAGAAACCUACCAGAAAAAAAGCCAGCUGGAGCACAUCCUCCUCCGUCCUGACACCUACAUUGGCUCGAUUGAGAAGCACGUGCAGACGCUAUGGGUCUACGAGAACGACACGAUGGUGAACCGGAGCGUCACGUACGUCCCCGGCCUUUAUAAAAUCUUCGACGAAAUACUUGUCAACGCGGCCGAUAAUAAACAGAGGGAUCCGAAAAUGGACGCGCUGAGAGUGACGAUUGACGUGGAGAAUAACAUGAUCAGUGUUUAUAAUAACGGCGACGGAGUGCCGGUGGAGAUUCAUAAGGAGGAGGGCGUUUAUGUGCCGGAGUUGAUUUUUGGACAUCUGUUGACUAGUAGUAACUACGAUGACAGUGAGAAGAAAACUACCGGCGGGAGAAAUGGCUAUGGAGCGAAAUUGGCGAACAUUUUUUCGACGGAGUUUGUCAUUGAGACGGCCGAUGGUAAGAGGCUGAAGAAGUAUAAACAGGUUUUCUCCAAUAACAUGGGGAAGAAAUCUUCUCCAAGCAUAACGAAGUGUAAGCAGGGUGAAAAUUGGACGAAGAUUUCCUUUAAGCCUGAUCUAGCAAAAUUCAAUAUGGAGAUGCUUGAAGAAGAUGUUGUCGCAUUGAUGAAGAAGCGUGUUAUUGAUAUGGCUGGCUGUCUUGGACAUAAUGUGAAGGUUGAGCUCAAUGGGAAGCGUGUUCCUAUUAAAUCGUUUCAGGAUUAUGUUAAGUUAUACCUGGGUACUGUCUCAGAAUCUGAAGCAGACAUCCCUAAAAGCUUCUACCUGAAAGUAGGUGAUAGAUGGGAAAUAUGCGUGAGUACUACUGAGGGUCAGUUCCAACAGGUCAGCUUUGUCAACUCUAUUGCGACAAUCAAGGGUGGGACUCAUGUCGAUUAUGUUACUAAUCAGAUCACUAACUAUUUGGUGGGAUUUGUUAAUAAGAAGAACAAGACUGCCAAUAUCAAAGCUCACAAUGUGAAGAACUAUUUGUGGGUUUUUGUCAAUGCUCUCAUUGAUAACCCUGCUUUUGACUCUCAAACUAAAGAGACUCUCACUCUUCGUCAAAGCAAUUUCGGUUCUAAAUGUGAACUUCCAGAUGACUUCCUGAAGAAAGUAGCGAAGUCUGAUAUUGUGGAAAACCUGCUAUCAUGGGCAAAGUUCAAAAAUGAGAAAGAAUUGAAGAAAACUGACGGAACCAAAAGAGGAAGGGUUAAUAUUCCAAAACUGGAGGAUGCCAAUGAGGCCGGAACAAAGAACUCUCAUAAAUGUACCUUGAUAUUGACUGAAGGAGAUUCAGCAAAGACUCUUGCAAUUUCUGGUUUAGGUGCAUUGUCUCAAGAUGUUCGGGACUUAUAUGGAGUGUUUCCAUUGAGAGGUAAAUUGCUAAACGUAAGGGAAGCCACUCCUAAACAGCUGAACGAGAAUAAGGAAAUUGAAAGCAUAAAGAAGAUCCUUGGGUUACAGCAAAGUAAGAAGUACGAUAAUACCAACUCUUUGAGAUAUGGACAUCUUAUGAUAAUGACAGAUCAGGAUCAUGAUGGUUCCCACAUCAAGGGCUUGUUGAUCAAUUUUAUUUAUUAUUUCUGGCCAUCUUUGCUGAGAAUUCCAUCAUUCCUGGUUGAAUUCAUCACUCCUAUUGUGAAGGCCUCUCAUCGCAAUGGAACUGUUUUAUCCUUUUAUACCAUGCCAGAGUAUAAAUCAUGGAAGGAAAGUCUGAUUGGGAGUGCAAAGGGUUGGACUAUUAAGUACUAUAAGGGGUUAGGAACAAAUGAAAAAAAAGAAGGAAUGCAAUACUUUAGAGAUAUUGAAACUCAUCAGAAAGAUUUUUUUUGGGAGGAUGAAGAAGAUGGUAAUUGCAUAGAGCUGGCCUUCAGUAAGAAGAAGAUCGAGGCAAGGAAAAACUGGCUUCGGCAAUUUCAGCCUGGCACUCAUCUUGACCAGACGAACAAACUCAUCAAAUAUAGUGAUUUCAUCAACAAGGAGCUUAUCUUGUUUUCUGUGGCUGAUCUGCAAAGAUCAAUACCUUCCAUGGUUGAUGGACUAAAGCCAGCUCAAAGGAAGAUACUUUUUUGUUGUUUUAAGAGGAAUUUGGUCAAAGAACUUAAAGUUGUCCAAUUACAAGGUUAUGUGUCUGAGCACUCGGCUUACCACCAUGGGGAGGCAAGUCUUCAAUCAACAAUCGUUUCCAUGGCACAGAACUAUGUUGGCAGCAACAAUGUUAAUCUUCUUGCACCAAGAGGUCAAUUUGGCACUCGUUGCAAUGGAGGCAAAGAUCAUGCAAGCCCAAGGUACAUCUUUACAUGUCUAUCUCCAAUUACAAGGUUCCUGUUCUCAAAAGACGAUGACAGUCUUCUUGACUACUUACAAGAAGAUGGCCUUUCGAUUGAACCUACUUGGUAUGCUCCAAUCAUACCACUGGUUCUUGUGAAUGGCUGUGAAGGAAUUGGCACUGGGUGGAGUACUUCUAUCCCCAAUUUCAAUCCAAGAGAUAUUGUUGGAAAUAUAAGACGUUUGUUGAAUGAUGAAAGAAUGGAACCUAUGCAUCCUUGGUAUAGGGGUUUCAAGGGAACGAUUGAAAGAGUUGCAUCGAAAGAAAGUGGGGCGAGCUAUGCUGUUAAUGGAAUAAUUGAGGAAGUGAAUGAAACUACUCUGAGGAUCACAGAAUUACCAGUUCGGAGGUGGACUGAAGAUUACAAGGAUUUUUUGAAUUCUGUUGUAGAAAAUGGAAGAGAUGAAAAGGGAAAUCUAAUCAAGGAUUCCUUUAUCAAGGAUUUCAGGAAGUAUGGCGAUGAUGUUUCUGUAUGCUUUGAGGUUCUGUUGUCCGAAGAGAAAAUGAGUGAGGUCAAGAAAGAAGGUCUGCUGAAAAAAUUCAAACUGGCGACCACUAUUAGCACGUCUAACAUGCAUCUCUUCAAUCCUAAAGGGACGAUAAAGAAAUAUGACAGCCCCGAAGAAAUCCUUGAAGAGUUUUUCCACUUGAGGUUGGAAUUGUAUGAGAAACGGAAGAACCUUAAACUUCUUAGUCUCGAAAAGGAGUUGCUGGUGUUAGAAAAUAAGGUGAGGUUUAUUCUUGGGGUUGUUUCAGGAGAAAUUGUGGUGAACAACAGGAAGAAGGCUGAUUUGCUAAUGGAGCUACGGCAGAAAGGGUUCACUCCUUUUCCUAAGAACAUACCUAUUGAAGCUGUGGUUUCUGGGGCAACUGAUGAUACAUUAGCAUCUGAAAGUGGAGAGGAGGAAGAUGCAGAGGAGUCCGUGACUGCCAAGUCUAAUGUACAAGCUGAUGAUUACGAGUAUUUGCUGUCUAUGUCUAUUGUAUCAUUGACGCUUGAGAGGGUUGAGAAAUUAUGCUCUGAGAAAGAUAGCAUCAAUGAGGAACUUGAAACCUUAAGAAGGAUAGCUCCAAAGGAUUUAUGGUUCAAAGAUCUUGAAGCUUUUGAGAUGCAACUUGAUAAAUUGGAAGCUGAGGACGCAGCGGAAAGACAGAAGUCUGCAAAUGAUAAAAUAAAUGGUCAAGGUGGUUUCAAAGUUUCUCGACAAGGACCAAAAAAUCCUAGGAAGAACAACAAUACAGUCAAAAAUGAAGUAAAAGCAUCCAGUUCGACAAUAGAAACAGAGAGUGUUGCUGAGGUGGUUAAACCGAAGGGAAGGGCAGGUGCAAAGAAGGCUCCUGCUAAGAAGCAAGACAAACCCACUCUUACUUUGGUGGAUGAAGAUGAUGAAGUUGAAUCACUGAAAGAUCGAUUGAAAGCUUAUACACUUGAUUCCUCACCUGAACAAUCCAAUGCCAUGGAAACUGAUGUGCCCCAAAAACCUGGUAGGAAACCAACAAGCAAAAGGGUUCAGAAGAAGCCGUUGUCCGACAGUGAGGAUGAUCAAGUAGACCUUGAUGAUGCAGACGAUGACUCUGAUGUAGAAGUAGUACCUGCACCACAAGCUAAAAAGAAAGGAGGGAGAAAGCCGGCGGCGACGGCUGCAAAUCCCAAGGCAGCCAAACCCCAUGCAGGCACAAAGAAAAGAGGAGUGGGUCAGAAACUUUUGACAGAAAUGCUGAAGCCGGCUGAAAAUGCUGGAAUAUCCCCGGAAAAGAAAGUCAGGAAAAUGAGGGCGUCUCCGUUUAACAAGAAGAGUGGUUCAUUAUUGGGCAGGGUGGUUGGCCAGGGAAUUGAGGCUACUACUGCCGGAAUGGGAGAGCUGUCUGUUUCUACUUCGCCAUCCGGUGAUACAGACGAAGUUGUUGAAGUGGCAGCGAGAGCUAGACCACAGAGAGUAAACCGCACACAGAAUAAGUAUGUGAUAAGUGACUCGGAUAAUGAUGAAGAAGAGGCUGCUGAUGAAUCCGAUUUCGAGAAAGAUGAUGACACCGAUGAUGAUGACUUCGAUGCGGAUGAAUGAAGAUUGUAGAUUGCUUAUCCACAGGAGUUUCUGAUUAGCAAGUUGAAAACGGGUAAAAGAAUUCUCAUUUCCCCAGCUUGAAAUAUGUAAAUGGUAGCCUAUCUGUAAUUUUUACUGCAUAUUUCCAUGCAUAUACACUUCAGAAUUUUCUUUGCGGUUUGAUCUAAUGGUAUCAUAUGCAUUGGUCUGUCAAAGAGACAUGAUUAGUUGAUGAUUAAUUCUUUUUAACAAUGA